Molecule: messenger RNA, 957 nt
Organism: Phialemonium atrogriseum
Lineage: Eukaryota; Fungi; Ascomycota; Sordariomycetes; Cephalothecales; Cephalothecaceae
Exons: 2
Coding region: 1-957 (318 amino acids)
Source: RefSeq, a predicted model, not a curated record
AUGGACCCCUCAUUUCAUGAGGCGAGGACAAGAUUCAGCAACCCCAAAGCCCCCGAGUCCCCUACCCAACAGAAGACCAAGUUCCAGCGUAAACUGGAACGCAAUCCUUAUGCACAAGCACUGGCAAGCCCAAUCCGCCACUGCUCUGUCACCGGGGUGGUUCUUCCCCGUUACUUCCUGCAGGACUUCAAUCUCGUCACUCAUCCAGAAACUGGCCAGCCAUGGUGGAUCUCGCCCAGUCUUACAUCCGACGAGAAGCCAAGGACACCGGCCGAGCAGACCUCAGAGCUCCGAGAAGACAGCCCAGUUCGUCCUCAGGAGUCCGAGACUGGGACCCAGGCGCCCAAAGGCAAGAAACCUGCCGGGCCGACUGGAUAUGUCCUCUCCCGCCAGCAGCUCUUGAAGGAGUUCCAGGAGGGUUCGCGAUUCUUGUAUUCGAAAGCUCACCAGAAGAGGCUCCUCCGGCAGAACAACCCUCACCGGGUGGGUUCGGUGCUGAAGAGGGCGGUGUGGAGAGAAGAUAUGGACUCAUUUUUGCUGGAAUUGAUGCGCCGCCGGAUCGUCGAGGGCUUGCUAUAUUUUUCCGAGCUGUGUGAGCGGGAAGACCGGAAGUACUUGAUCAGGUGUGGAAGCUGGGAAGAGAUCAAGAGCCACGAUCAUCGCGGAUGCGUCCUGUGGCUCGGUCAAGACACCUCGGCCCCCCAAGUGGACCGUUCAGAUCAGCAGGCUCAGACUGGGCCUGGCCAGCUGGCUACCCUGGACAUUGAGGGUGGCCGAUUCGGUGGAAAACUUGCGGUUCAUAAUCUGAGGAACCUCCUGGGCGAGGACCACCUGGCGAGGCUGAAGGAGAGUUCAAAUGUCCUCCGUGAGGGCAAUUUAUUCUUGCUUGGCAGGAGACGCACCGUUGAACUCCAGCUCAAACUGUGGAAACUGGAAGGUUAUGUUGCGAGGUUCUAG